AUGAGGACCAAGGGUUUGCCAUGGACGAAUUCGAUGGAGCGGGAUGGGAGGGAGAUGGAAUCGGCUUGAGAGAUGAGGAACUCCGCGGCGAGGUGGUAGUCGGGAGUGGGCUGGGCGGUGUUGAUCUGGAGGUAUUGCUGGAAUCGGGAGAUGACUUGGGAGGGUGAGGAGGAGUCUCCGGCCGCCACCGACGGCGGUGGAAUUGUGAACAAGAGGAGGAAGCAGCAGAAGCAGAGUAGAGUGUGACUAGUAGGCUUGAUUGGCGUCGCCAUGGUGUGGCGGCGAGAGUGGAAACUUGGAAAGGUUCUUGGCUAAAGG
Messenger RNA from Linum tenue, 318 nucleotides. Lineage: Eukaryota; Viridiplantae; Streptophyta; Magnoliopsida; Malpighiales; Linaceae. The record is from the annotation of a GenBank genome assembly.